CCUACAGACAGAUAAACACACGCUAAGUAGUAAAGGAGUGGUGAGCCCCUGUGACCACAAUACAUCCUGUGGAUUAUAAGGUGCUAUCUCACUUGAACUUAGAAGCAUUUUGCCCUGAACAUUGGAUAGAGCCAAGAUGAGGAAAAGGCAUUUCUCAGGGCUGGAGGUUAUCCUAAUGGUCAUGUUCGCAUUGAUGUCUGUGGCAGCCAUCACUCUCUUAGUUCUGUUUGUCACCGGAGAACCAGGGACCACUACAGAUGCAGGAUCUACUGAAGCAUUUGUUCCUCAGUGUCCCACCAUUCCUCUGGCUGAAAGAGUAGACUGUUACCCUGAUGCUGGAGCCUCAAAGGAACAAUGUGAGAAGCGUGGAUGUUGCUGGAGACCACUGGAUGAGAGAAAUGUCCCCUGGUGUUUCUUCCCAAACAACCAUGGAUACACAGUGGAGUCAGUGGAGAAACCAAAUGAUUAUGAAAUGACAGCCAAACUGAAGAGAAUGGACUCUCCGUCUUUAUUUGGGGCUGAUAUAAAAGAGCUGUCAUUUCACGCAGAAAUGCAGACAAACAAUCGACUCCGAUUUAAGAUCUUUGAUGCCCACAAGCCGAGGUUCGAGGUCCCCCAUGAGCAUGUCAGAAGCCUCAACAGUGCCCCUUCCAGCCCCAUCAGCGACAGGCUAGAGAUGAUAAAAAAACCCUUUGGCAUUAUUGUGCGCAGGAGGGAGAGCAAAGUAGUCCUGUUUGACACGACAAUGGCUCCACUGGUGUUUGAAGACCAGUACCUACAGCUGUCUGCUAGGCUUCCAUCCCAUAAUAUUUACGGUCUGGGAGAGCAUGUGCAUAGACAAUAUCGUCAUGACACAAACUGGAAAACCUGGCCCAUCUUCACCAGAGACGCUUUCCCUAAUGGGGGAACCCAUAACCUCUAUGGACAUUAUCCCUUCUUCCUCUGUCUGGAAGAUGCGAGCGGAAAGUCAUUCGGGGUAUUUCUCAUGAACAGCAAUGCUAUGGAGGUGACCUUGCAGCCUGCUCCUGCUGUGACUUACAGAACGAUUGGAGGAGUCCUUGACUUCUACAUUCUCUUUGGAGACACACCAGAGCAAGUGGUGCAGGAGUUCCUGGAGCUCAUUGGCAGGCCUGUCAUUCCUCCCUACUGGUCACUUGGUUUCCAGCUUUCUCGUUGGGACUACGGCAGCCUGAGUGAGGUCAAGAAAACAGUGGAGAGAAACCGCGCUGUGGAUCUCCCAUAUGAUAUUCAGUACACUGACAUCGACUACAUGGAGGAUAAGAAAGAUUUCACGUAUGACAAGGUCAAGUUCAGCGAGCUGCCUGACUUUGCCAACUAUCUUCAUGAGAAGGGACAGAGAUACAUCCUCAUCCUGGAUCCUGCAGUAGCUACCAGUAAGAGGCUCGGGAAUGCUCCGUAUGAGUCCUAUGACCGUGGGACUCUGAAAAACGCUUGGGUCACUGAAUCCGAUGGGACAACUCCACUGUUAGGAGAGGUGUGGCCAGGAGAGACUGUAUUUCCAGACUACACCAGCCAAAAUUGCAUCGACUGGUGGGUUGAUGAGUACGAGCGCUUCUCCAGGGAGAUCAAACACGAUGCCCUCUGGAUUGACAUGAACGAGGUGGCUAAUUUCAAGAAAGGUUCAAAUAAAGGCUGUGCCGUAAAUGACCUCAACUACCCACCCUACACUCCAAAGAUUCUGGAUGAGGUGAUGUACAGUAAGACACUAUGUAUGGAUGCCAAGCAGGCCUGGGGGAACCACUAUGAUGUCCACAGUCUGUAUGGCUACUCUAUGGUGCUGGCUACUGAAAAAGCUCUGCAGCGAGUGUUUGGAGGAAACCGUACCCUGAUGUUGACCCGCUCCUCCUUCCCAGGUGUUGGAAAAUAUUCGGGUCACUGGCUGGGGGACAAUGCUGCCAACUGGAACGACAUAAAAUGGGCCAUUCCUGGCAUGCUAGAGUUUGGACUCUUUGGGGUUCCCUAUAUCGGAGCCGACAUCUGUGGAUUCUUUGACGACUCCAGUGAAGAGUUAUGUCGUCGCUGGAUGCAGGUGGGAGCUUUCUACCCCUUCAGCCGGAACCACAACGCUCAGGGCUACAGGCCCCAGGAUCCUGCUGUGUUUGGCCCCGACUCAACGCUGGUGGCUAGCUCUAAGCAUUACCUGCAGAUACGUUACACACUUCUGCCUUACCUCUACACACUCUUCUACAAAGCCCACACCACGGGGGAGACUGUUGUACGUCCCGUCAUGCACGAGUUCUUCUCUGACAGCAACACCUGGACAGUGGAUCGCCAGUUCCUCUGGGGAAAACACCUGCUCAUCACACCAGUACUGGACCAGGGUGCAGACAGGGUGCGAGCAUAUGUGCCAGAUGCUCUGUGGUAUGACUAUGAAACGAUGGAACAACUGGCACACCGCAGAACACAUGUUGAUAUGUAUCUACCAGCUGACAAGCUUGGUUUACACAUCCGAGGUGGUGCAAUCCUCCCGACACAGAGACCUAAUGUCACCACCACAUACAGUCGACGUAACCCUAUGGGAUUGAUCGUUGCUCUUGAUGACAAUAACCAGGCAGCUGGGGAGCUAUUCUGGGAUGAUGGAGAUUCAAGAGACACAGUUAAAACAGGCAACCACAUCCACUACAAGUUCUCCACUAUGGAUGGAGUACUGACAAUGCAAGUGACCCAUGCUGGAUACAGGGACCCAAACAACCUGAAGUUUGAGAACAUUAACAUCCUUGGUGUGCCCCAUCCUCCCACAUCCGUCUCUGUGACUCAUGUUAACACAAGAACUCUAAGAAACUCUACCACCCCCUUACCAAACUCCAAAAUACAGUACAAUGGAGCCAAGAAGGUUUUAUUCCUGCAAGACCUCUCCAUGACUGUGGGGGAGACCUAUUUGGUGAAGUGGGAAGUGCUAAUGGAAGAGUACCAGCGCUUUGACUGCCAUCCAGAGGAGGAUGCAAAUGAGGCUAAGUGCAAGGCCAGAGGCUGCAUUUGGAAGCCAAGCUACAUGGAACGUGUUCCAUGGUGUUUCUACCCAGAAGACUAUGGAUACAUCGUAACGACGGCCACAAACACCUCCUCAGGCAUGACAGUUGAUAUCAGUCAGAACAAGAAGUACAGGAACAUUGGUCGCCCAGGUUCACCGGACAUUGACAAACUCCGCGUUGAGAUCCGUUACCACAGCCGUGACAUGCUACAGUUCAAGAUCUGGGACCCGGCUACAGAUCGUUAUGAGGUUCCAGUGCCGCUGACGGUUCCUGCUACUCCUGAAACUGAUGAGAGCAAAAGGCUUUACAAGGUCCUUAUUACGAACAAUCCAUUCGGAAUCCAGGUCAUAAGGAAAAGCACAGAAAAAGUAAUCUGGGACUCCUCUUUGCCAGGUUUUACAUUCUCAGACAUGUUCAUCCAAGUGUCUACUCGACUGGCAUCUAAAUAUGUGUACGGCUUUGGAGAGACUGAGCAUCCCACCUAUAAACACAACCUUAACUAUCACACUUGGGGUAUGUUCUCCAAAGACCAGCCGCCAGGCUACAAGAAGAAUUGCUAUGGAGUGCAUCCCUUCUAUAUGGGCCUUGAGAGCACUGCUGAUGCUCACGGUGUGCUGCUGCUAAACAGCAAUGCUAUGGAUGUGACUUUCCAGCCUACUCCAGCUAUAACCUACCGGACUCUGGGAGGCAUUCUGGAUUUCUACAUGGUGCUGGGACCUACACCUGAAAUGGUGGUGCAAGAGUACACUGCACUGAUUGGACGACCUGUUCUUCCUGCCUAUUGGUCCCUUGGGUUCCAGCUCUGUCGCUAUGGUUACGCCAAUGACCAGGAGAUAGCAGAUCUAUACCGUGACAUGAGGGCAGCGGGUAUACCCUAUGAUGUGCAGUAUGCAGAUAUUGACUACAUGGAUCGUCAGCUAAACUUUGUUCUGGACCCAGAGUUUAAGAAUCUGCCUACUCUGGUUGACAACAUGAGGGAAGAAGGCAUGAGGUUCAUUUUCAUUCUGGAUCCAGCCAUCUCAGGCAAUGAGACAGUUUAUUACCCUGCCUUUGUGAGAGGUGAAGCAGCAGAUGUCUUCAUCAAAUGGCCCAAAGACCUCAGUGAUGAAAUUGUGUGGGGGAAGGUCUGGCCAGAUUACCCCAAUGUCACAGUAGAUGAAAAUCUGGACUGGGAUUCCCAAGUAGUGCUAUACAGGGCAUACACCGCAUUCCCAGACUUCUUCCGCAAUACAACAGCAACAUGGUGGCGUCAAGAAAUCCAGGAUUUCUAUGACAACAUCACAAAGUUUGAUGGCCUCUGGAUUGACAUGAAUGAGCCUGCCAGUUUUGUCCAUGGCACUGUUGGCGAAAAAUGUCUUGGAGACCCACUUCUAGAGAACCCUCCUUAUAUGCCACCUCUGGAUUCUAAAGAACGUGGCUUAAACCAUAAGACUCUGUGCAUGAACAGCGAGCAGAUACUCAGUGAUGGAAAGAGAGUCAGACACUAUGAUGUCCACAACCUCUAUGGCUGGUCCCACACCAAGCCCACCUAUGACGCCCUGCUGAAUGUGACAGGUAAAAGAGGCAUAGUGGUGACCAGGUCCACUUACCCCUCUAGUGGAAAAUGGGCUGGACAUUGGCUGGGAGACAACACUGCCAGCUGGGACCAGCUUUACAAAUCCAUUAUAGGCAUGAUGGAGUUCAGUCUGUUUGGCAUCCCUUACACCGGGGCAGACAUAUGUGGGUUUUUUAAUAAGGCUGAAUAUGAGAUGUGCCUUCGCUGGAUGCAGCUGGGUGCCUUCUAUCCAUACUCACGCAACCACAACGGCAAGUAUAACGAGCGACAAGAUCCUGUCGCUUGGGAUGCUCCCUUCGCCAAGGCAUCCAAGGACGUCCUGAACAUCCGCUAUACUCUCCUGCCCUACCUGUACACACUGAUGUUUGAGGCUCACACCAAAGGAACCACAGUUGUCCGACCUCUGUUGCAUGAGUUUGCGAAUGAUAAAAAUACAUGGGAGAUCAACAGGCAAUUCCUCUGGGGACCUGCUCUGCUUAUCACUGCUGCACUCGACCUAGGCGUCAGCCAUGUGGAUGGCUAUGUUCCUGAUGCACGGUGGUAUGACUACCACACGGCCAGAGAUAUUGGACUGCGUCGCCAAAUGUUGAGUAUGCCCACACCAUUGGACCAUAUUAACCUUCAUAUCAGAGGAGGGUUUAUCUUACCCUGGCAGAAACCAGAAAACAAUACAUAUUAUAGUCGGAAGAAUCCUUUAGGACUGAUCGUUGCCCUGAGCGACGGUGGCACUGCUCAAGGGUCGUUCUUCUGGGACGACGGAGAAGGAAUAGACACAGUUGAGAAAAAACAAUAUCUGCUGACUACGUUCAAAGCACAAUCGAAAAAACUGUCCAGUCAGGUCGUUGACAAUGGCCUGGCUGCUGCUGACCGGUUGAUCCUCGGUGUGGUGAAGGUUUGGGGUGCAGGCAGCGUUAAGAUCACAGGGGUGACCCUAACAGAUGAAGCCGGAACACCGCAUGAAUUGACCCCGCAUCACAACACUGAGACUGAGGAGCUGAUUGUAGAUGCUACUUCAAAGUCUGUUUAUGUGGAUCUGCCUUUUACUAUAACAUGGAGGACCAGCGCCUGAUCAACAGUGAGCAGUUGUUGUGUUUUGUUCCU
This is a messenger RNA of Larimichthys crocea (large yellow croaker), 5649 nucleotides long. It is a transcript of the gene si, whose product is annotated as sucrase-isomaltase. NCBI's taxonomy places the organism in Eukaryota, Metazoa, Chordata, Actinopteri, Sciaenidae. Bases 137 to 5617 code for a protein of 1826 amino acids. Gene Ontology annotation, biological process: carbohydrate metabolic process. The record is from RefSeq and is a predicted model, not a curated record. The transcript is spliced from 48 exons. Gene Ontology annotation, molecular function: carbohydrate binding; alpha-1,4-glucosidase activity.